Messenger RNA from Momordica charantia (bitter melon), 1690 nucleotides. RefSeq names its product isoprenylcysteine alpha-carbonyl methylesterase ICME. Lineage: Eukaryota; Viridiplantae; Streptophyta; Magnoliopsida; Cucurbitales; Cucurbitaceae. The record is from RefSeq and is a predicted model, not a curated record.
CCUUUACACUGCAAAAUGGAAUCCGACAAUUUCGAUCUUGCCUGCCCACACAACUAGAAACCGCUUUCAAUUUUUCAAAUCUGAAUCUCAGAAAAAUUCUCCGAUCGCGGCCGGCUCCCCCAUUUGAUCGGCUUCGAUUCUUCCGCUUCUCCGUUUCUCCGUUUCUCCGGCGGUCCAUGGCGGCUCCGGCUGACCGCCUCCCUCCCGUCUCGACGUUUCCCGGCCCCGGGAUUUGUUUUGACGUUGAUCCCGUGGAGACCCAGCCUUUGCUUUCGAGGAUGCUGAAUUAUCCGCUUGGGAUUAUUCACCACCCGUUGCGCCGCCGCCUCGGUGCAGCGAAGCCCCAACUGCCGCGGCGCCAGCAGUCUUUUAGCCAAGAGUGUUGCCAUGCUGCCAAAGAAACCGUUCUUCUUACUCGGUUGAGUUUCACUCUCCUUCGAUCUCUCGGGGUAGGGUACCGGUGGGUCGUAAGAUUAACUGCACUUGCAAUAUAUGCCAUUCUGCUUAUGCCGGGUUUUCUUCAAGUUAUGUAUGAUUAUUACUACUCAAGUCAGGUUCGGAGGGAUAUUAUUUACGGAGAUCAACCAAGAAAUAGCUUGGAUUUGUAUUUACCUAGAAAUACUGAUAAAAAAAGACCAGUUGUGAUAUUUGUUAGUGGCGGAGCUUGGAUUAUCGGGAAUAAAGCAUGGGGAGCUCUACUGGGACUGCAGUUGGCAGAGAGAGAUAUCAUUGUGGCCUCAAUUGACUAUAGAAACUUUCCGCAGGCUACAAUUAGUGACAUGGUGAAAGAUGUUUCUAAAGGAGUUUCAUUCGUUUGCAACAAUAUAGCAGACUAUGGAGGAGAUCCGAAUAGAAUCUUUCUGAUGGGACAAUCAGCUGGUGCACAUAUUUCUGUUUGUGCCCUCUUGGAGCAAGCAAUCAAAGAAGCUGGAAAAGGAGAUAGUGUAGAUUGGAGUGUCUGCCAAAUAAAAUCUUAUUUUGGUUUAUCUGGAGGUUAUAACUUACUGAAAUUAAUUGAUCACUUUGAUGGUCGGGGCCUAUAUCGUUCCUUAUUUUUGAGCAUAAUGGAAGGUGAACAAUCUCUGUCCCAAUUUUCCCCUGAAAUAAGAAUCCAAGAUCCUAGCUUUAGAGAUGUCAUAUCCAGCUUACCUUCUUUUGUUCUUUUCCAUGGCACUGCUGAUUAUUCGAUCCCAUCAGAUGCCAGUGAAUCUUUUGCGGAGACACUUGGAAAAGCAGGGGCACAAGCUGACCUCUUUCUCUACGAGGGAAAAACUCAUACAGAUUUGUUCCUUCAGGAUCCUUUUAGGGGAGGCAAUUACGAACUUUUUGAUGACAUAGUUGCCAUAUUACACGCUUGCGAUGAGGAAGCUUUAGCAAAGGAUUCCAUGGCACCGCCAAAACCGCGCCUUGUUCCUGAGAUUUUGAUAAGAUUGGCUCGAAUGGUUAGCCCUUUCUGAAGCCUUCCUUUUUCUCUCUGUGUAUUGGCUAUGUAUAUUUUACUCUAGAAACUCCUGAAUCCAAUCUGCAAUUGCAGUUGUAGGAGAGCAUUCAGAACUUCUAUUCAUUGUAGCAUUAAUGCUAUUGUUGGUUUAGAAGUAGUAAGCCUAAGAUUACCCAUUGAUUAUGUAAUAUUUCUUGAAUGUUCAUCAAUAUAACAUUAACAUUCACUGAUUCGCUUAUUCGAUUUCGA